GUUCCAAGCGCUAUGAAUGAAUCAGUUAGUUUCGUUUCUGAUGGGAAUGGGAUGGUAAAUCUUCAUCAUUUUCCCAAUGGAGAAGGAGACACGGAUCCUUGCGAAACACGGAUCAGAGGUAGAGAUCAACGACAAAGAUGAAGAGAAGCCGAAGCAAUCAAAGGAUCUGGAGUUUCUGAGCUGUAUGAUGCAACCGGCAACAGCCGAAUCAGAUCCACAGUACAUCGGAAUCCGCCGAAUUCUUCUCCACCGAAAAUCCGAAUCGGGCGCUAUCUCUCGUCGUUAUGAUUGGAGAUGCAAUGGUAAAGGAUAUGUAGCGUAUCGUAAUUUCAUAAGCAGACCUAGAAAAUGGGAGAAUCUCAGAACGCCAAGCCUCUUAAGUAGUCCAGGGAACAGUGGUCGAUGGUUACCUUCACCAGGCCCACUCUCCCAUCAAUUUGAAGCCGAGAGCUUCAGUUCUAGUAGAGAUUUACGGAGUGCUAAUCAGGUUUCGAGCCGGAGGUUGAGUUUCAGCUCGAGUUUGAGUGAUGGUGAUCAUUCCUUUCGUCGCGGUGGUGGUUUUGAACAUGCUUAUUCUUUUGUUGGAAUGCAUUGCAUCUUCGACCAAUGCAAAUCUUCUGUCACUGUUCUGAAGUUUGGCCAUAUGAGUUCUGAUCUACUUGCAUAUGGAGCAUCAGAUGGAACCUUAACUGUUUGUACUCUCUCCGAAGAGCCUUCUGUCCUUAAGCAGUUGACAGGCCACUCUAAAGAUGUCACAGAUUUUGACUUCUCGUCAAACAAUCAGUACAUUGCGUCUUCAUCACUUGAUAAGACAAUACGAGUAUGGGAGUUGUCAAGAGGUGUUUGUAUUAGAGUUAUAUAUGGAGUCUCCGCACAGUUUUGUAUACGUUUUCACCCUGUUAAUAACAAUUUCCUUUCUGCUGGAAAUGCAAACAAGGAAGUCACGGUGUUCAAUUUCAGCACUGGGAGAACUAUUAAAACACUGUCGUUCGAGGGUGAGGUGACAGCUAUGGACCAUGACCACACUGGCCAAAUCAUUUUCUGUGGUGACGGACAGGGAACUGUAUAUUCAGUGAGCAUGGAUUCUCAUACAGGUUCAUUAUCCCGGUCUCAUCGCCAUCGUACUAAUCACAAAUCUCCGGUCACAACUGUGAAGUAUCGAAGCUUCUCCCUCCUGGCAUCAGGUCCUGUACUUCUCACAUGUACUCAGGAUGGAAACUUAUGUUUCUUCAGUGUUGCGCUUCAGAUAAAAGGCUACCUGACAUUGCGUUGCUCCCUCAAAUUGGCCCCGAGGAUACACAGAAUCCAAGCAUCGUUUUGCCCGCUUUUAUCCCUAGAGAAAGGAGAGUACAUAGUUGCUGGGAGUGAAGACUCGAAUGUCUACUUCUACGAUCUAACGAAACCGAAACACACGUGUGUAAACAAGCUACAGGGUCACAGGUUUCCAGUAAUGUGCGUUGCGUGGAACCAUGGAGAGAACUUGUUGGCCUCGUCUGAUUUCUACGGUGUUGUUAUUGUAUGGAAAAGAGCAAAGACAAGCUCAUGAGGUUUGUCUAUAAUCCAUUAUAAACGAAUCGAAAUCCGCCAGCCAGUUUUGCCAGUAAAGGAUUUUGGUUUCUUGCUUCAUCUCUGUAUCGCUAAUCUUAACCAUGUGAAUUUUCGUUUAUAAGUUCUAAUUGUGAAAACUUCGAAGUUGAUUCUCGA
Raphanus sativus (radish) is the source of this 1704-nucleotide messenger RNA. RefSeq lists its product as uncharacterized. Gene Ontology annotation, molecular function: promoter-specific chromatin binding; protein binding. The record is from RefSeq and is a predicted model, not a curated record. The coding region runs from base 77 to 1546 and encodes 489 amino acids. NCBI's taxonomy places the organism in Eukaryota, Viridiplantae, Streptophyta, Magnoliopsida, Brassicales, Brassicaceae. The transcript has 12 exons. Gene Ontology annotation, cellular component: nucleus.